CUGUAACCUGACGUGCCUCCCGGGCCACCACGGAGUAGACUGCGCCCAGACGUGCAGCUGCCACGAGGACACGUGCGACCCCGUGACGGGAGCCUGCCACAUGGAGACCAACCAGCGCCAGGGGGUCAUGGGCGCUGGGGCCCUCCUCAUCCUCCUCUUGGGCCUGCUCCUCUCCCUGCUGGGCUGCUGCUGUGUCUGCCGGAGCAAGGACCCUGGCCGCCAGGAUUGCCAGCCGAGGAGGAAGAAGAGUCCUCAGCGUCUCUGUGGCCGCUUUAGCCGCAUCAGCAUGAAGCUGCCCCGGAUCCCCCUGCGGAGACAGAAGCUGCCCAAGGUUGUGGAAAGAGAACAGGGACUUCCAGUGUCCCAGCCUGGAGGAAUCAUAUGCUCACAUAUUGCAGGAGCCAGAAGAUGGGAUUUCUGCAAAACUGAGAAGACCCAGAGAGGUGCCAUAGGACUGGACAGGGGCUGAUGUCC
This is a messenger RNA of Gracilinanus agilis (Agile Gracile Mouse Opossum), 474 nucleotides long. Its product is annotated as scavenger receptor class F member 2-like. The transcript is spliced from 4 exons. The annotation marks the transcript as partial. NCBI's taxonomy places the organism in Eukaryota, Metazoa, Chordata, Mammalia, Didelphimorphia, Didelphidae. Gene Ontology annotation, molecular function: scavenger receptor activity. The record is from RefSeq and is a predicted model, not a curated record.